AUGCAGAAAUCUGUCCCAAAUAUGUACAUCAAGGAGGUAUGCUUAGAGGUCUUCAAGUCCUACGCGACGAGGACGGUGGUGCCCGGGUUCGACGAGUUUUUCAACACCAUAACGGGUUUGAACGGAUCAGGCAAGUCCAACAUCCUCGACUCCAUCUGCUUCGUCUUGGGAAUUACCAAUUUGCAGCAGGUUCGCGUCGCCAACCUCCAGGAGCUCGUCUACAAGCAGGUCCAGGUCGGAAUCACCAAGGCCAUCGUCUCCAUAGUCUUCGACAAUUCUGACCACGCCCGUAGUCCCCUCGGAUACGAGGCCCGUUUUGAAAUCACCGUCACCCGUCAGGUAUUUUGGGUUUUAACAAUUAGGUCUCGUUCGAUUUUGGUGAUUGGGAAAUGGAGAGAACAGAGGGCUGGAGGGGAGGGAUUUGGAUCUUAA
Pyrus x bretschneideri (Chinese white pear) is the source of this 432-nucleotide messenger RNA. RefSeq names its product structural maintenance of chromosomes protein 2-2-like. Bases 1 to 432 code for a protein of 143 amino acids. The record is from RefSeq and is a predicted model, not a curated record. The transcript has a single exon. NCBI's taxonomy places the organism in Eukaryota, Viridiplantae, Streptophyta, Magnoliopsida, Rosales, Rosaceae.